AUGAAUACGCCAGUGGUAGAGUUGGAGGAAGGGUGGGCAAUCCUGCAGAUGGGGAUCACAAAGGUGAUAAAUAUUAUUGAAGGCGUCCCUGGUGAAACAGCCAUGGACGCGGCUUUUUAUAUGAAGCUAUACACAGCAGCUUACAAUAUGUGCAAUCAGAAACCUCCUCAUCAUUAUAUCACACAGCUUUACGAAAGAUAUGAAGGUGUUUAUAAUGAUUACUUGCAAUCAAAAGUUUUACCAGCCAUUCAAGAGAAGCGUGAUAACGUAUCUAUGUUGCAAGAACUCGUUAAGAGGUGGGUAAGUUAUAAAGAUAUGGUAAGGAGGCUUUCUCAACCUUUCAAUUUUCUCAAUCGCAAUUAUGUUGCGCAUAAAAACCUUCCAAUGUUCAAAGAUGUUGGGUUUGGUUGCUUCCUUGAAAUUGUUGGUGCAGAGAUUGAAGUUCAGGUUAAGGAUGCUGUACUUUCGUUGAUUAAUAAAGAACGUGAAGGAGAGGAAAUCGAUCAAACGUUGGUCAAGAAUGUUUUAGAGAUUUUUGUUGACAUUGGAAAUGAAAAUGACGCACAAAAUAUGGAAUAUUACGUUAAUGAUUUUGAAACACCGUUUUUGAAUGAUACAGCGGAUUAUUAUUCUAGGAAAGCUUCAAAUUGGACACGAGAAGAGUAUGCGAUGAAGGCCGAGGAAUGUUUGAAAACGGAGAAAGAUAGGGCCUCUCAUUAUUUGCACUCUAGUACUGAGGAGAAGUUACUGAAGAUUGUUCAGGAUGUGCUUAAUACUGCUUAUACAAUUGCGUGA
Papaver somniferum (opium poppy) is the source of this 795-nucleotide messenger RNA. RefSeq names its product cullin-1-like. Gene Ontology annotation, molecular function: ubiquitin protein ligase binding. The record is from RefSeq and is a predicted model, not a curated record. Bases 1 to 795 code for a protein of 264 amino acids. The transcript has a single exon. Gene Ontology annotation, cellular component: cullin-RING ubiquitin ligase complex. Lineage: Eukaryota; Viridiplantae; Streptophyta; Magnoliopsida; Ranunculales; Papaveraceae. Gene Ontology annotation, biological process: ubiquitin-dependent protein catabolic process; protein ubiquitination.